Molecule: messenger RNA, 566 nt
Organism: Sinocyclocheilus grahami
Lineage: Eukaryota; Metazoa; Chordata; Actinopteri; Cypriniformes; Cyprinidae
Product: RING finger protein 145-like
Exons: 3
Coding region: 98-505 (135 amino acids)
Source: RefSeq, a predicted model, not a curated record
UCCUUACUCUCUGCUGGGGCUGGUCUUCACUGUGUCUUUCGUGGCGCUGGGCGUCCUCACCCUCUGCAAGUUCUAUCUACAGGGAUAUAGAGCUUUCAUGAAUGACAACGCCGUGCACAGGGGCAUGACGGAGGGUAUCACUCUGCUGAUCUUGGCUGUUCAGACUGGGCUCAUUGAGCUGCAGGUCAUUCACCGAGCUUUCCUCCUCAGCAUCAUCCUCUUCGUCGUGGUGGCUUCCAUUCUGCAGUCCAUGCUGGAGAUUGCUGACCCAAUAGUUCUGGCACUGGGGGCCUCCAGAGACAAGAGUCUGUGGAAGCACUUCAGAGCAGUAAGUCUUUGUCUUUUCCUGCUGGUCUUCCCUGCUUACAUGGCUUACAUGAUCUGCCAGUUCUUCCGUAUGGACUUCUGGCUGCUCAUAAUCAUCUCCUCCAGCAUCCUCACAUCACUGCAGGUACACAAACCUCACACAGUAAUACAAAUGAACAGUUGCUAUCACAGCGCAUAGACACUCCUGCCGUGUCAAGUUUUGUUAAAAGAUGAAGUGGUAUAAUAAUAUAUAUCGGUUG